This is a messenger RNA of Phaeoacremonium minimum UCRPA7, 3219 nucleotides long. RefSeq names its product putative mediator of rna polymerase ii transcription subunit 14 protein. Gene Ontology annotation, biological process: regulation of transcription by RNA polymerase II. The coding region runs from base 1 to 3219 and encodes 1072 amino acids. Lineage: Eukaryota; Fungi; Ascomycota; Sordariomycetes; Togniniales; Togniniaceae. Gene Ontology annotation, molecular function: transcription coregulator activity. The transcript is spliced from 3 exons. Gene Ontology annotation, cellular component: mediator complex; core mediator complex. The record is from RefSeq and is a predicted model, not a curated record.
AUGGAGAUCGGGGUUCAGAAUGGCGUCCUGACCAACCAUGAUAGAGAUACAAGGGUCAACGGCAUCAACGGCAAUGCGAUAGUCAAGCGAGAGCCUUCCCCAGAGAAGGGUAAAGGAGCCUCGGGGAUUAGCACAUUGAAUGGGACCUAUCACGGUGCGAUGGAUGUGGACGCGCCUCAGGGGCAGGCAUCAAGCAAGGCGCUGCUUUCGGAUGAUCGUUCCAAACUAGACGACUUGCCGGAAGAGAUUGUCCAUAUCACACAGAACUUCAUGCCCCUAGGUCUCCUGUUAACGCGGCUUGCGCAGAAGUCUCACAACGCCAUACAAGACAAGAUUUUAGAGAUGGCCAAGAUGCCACUGCCACAGGUCAUGAACGGCAACUCAGACACCCACAGCAAUCCCCUCGACGAUACAUCGGAAGAGAAUCUUGCGAAGAAGACGGCGCUUUUGCAUUUCGUCCAAGACCUCCAUGCGAAAUGGGUCAAGGCACUCGUUAUCACAGAAUGGAGCCGGAAAGCCGAUCUCGUUAGCAAACUCAUUGAUCUCAAGGCCCAUAUCGAUGUACAGAUGUUCAAAUACGAUGGCGCUCUUGACCAGAUAGUAGAUGUCAAGAGGAACCUAUUGUAUGCGCGUCUCCCGAAUCCAGACCUCAAAACUGCCUUGCAGGUUUUGUCGACGGGAGAUGUGCCCUGGAUGCCCGAGUUAAAUUACAUCGAGCCACCGCCUCUUACUCCUCAAGAACAGCUCAAAUGGAUUGACAACCUCAAUACGCUCUUGUCAAUAAGACUAAGUCUGGAUGAUCACGACAAGAUACCCUUCCAUUUUCGUGAUUAUAGUGUAAGUUCGGGGCGAGUGACUUUCAAGGUCAAAGGAGAGUUUGAGGUAGACCUCACGAUUGCCGACGAAGACUUUGAAAAACAAUUCUGGUUUAUCGACUUCCGCUUUCUAUUCACUCCUGCACCGAAAGAACUCUCGGAAGGUCUCAGAGCUUUCCUAGAGGCCAAAGUCAACGAAGCACUCGCGAAUGAGGGGCUAGAUGGAUGCUACCGGUUCCUGCAUGAGUUUGUCUUGACUCACAAGAUCAAUGAGUUUAGUCGUCAAGCUCGUGAAAUGAGUCGCGACCGAUGGACAGAUUCUGUUCGGGUUGAACGACUGAACAGAGCCAUUUCUAUUCAGUACUGGGCAUCUCGAUAUCUCCAGAACGGACCCAAGAGCUGGGUUAUCCUCGGUGUCAAUAGUGGGAGGAAGACGACAAAUCUUGUGGACGCAAAGGCCACAAGUUCUCUCAGUCUCCGAUGGUUCAGAGACAACAAGGAGGUCAAAGACAUCGACAUAUUGCUGGACAGCGAUGUGGUUUCUGCGGAGCAUCUCCUGAAGAGAGUGAUCGCCAGACAUGUGGGCCAUAUUCUCCGUACCAUCUACGACAAGUUACAAUCAAAGCCGCGCUUCAUGAAACGUGAGGCGGCCAUGUCACUACACCUCGACAAGGACGAACCGAUGCUGUCAGCUCUGGAGGUGCAGUUGACGUAUUGCGAGAAAAUUACUGCCAAGAUCGAUCCAAUCACAGGAUUCUUCGCAAUGUCACCUCAUUCGCGAGUAGUCUAUGAAGGCGAGCAUCGACUUAAUUAUAGGUCAAAAGACCCAGCAGAGGAGGGGUUGAUAUCAAUUGAAGGUAUCCGUUGCGUGUCUACCAUGGAAGAACUCAACCGCCGAGGAAAGAGCAUGGGAUGGAUCGGUAGUCCCCGACCAAUUAAGCCCGAAGAAGUCAGAACAAUCGUCAAUUCUCGUGACGGAGUCCAGUCCUUAUGGUUCAAACGAGAAGGGUGGGACCCGCGAUGGUAUCUCAUGCUAAGCCUUAGUCUGAGUGGUGAUCAAUGGUGGCUGGUCGAGUUAAACCACAGUCAACCAAACGCUCAAAUUAAGGCUUACAUGCCCCUUCCUUUUUCUUCAACAGACCCUAACCUGUCGGACAAAUUCUUCACCAACUUAACUACCUUCGCAACAGGUGUCCUCUCACAAUUGACGGAUAUUGGCGUUUUGCGUAGUAGGCGUAUCGCACACGUCAUACGUCAAGUGCCAAACUCCCAACUGUCACCCCAGGUCAAGAUCCCGGCGGUGUAUGUAAAAUUGUCAGAGGUUCUCCGAGCGAGCAGCGGCAAACGCCAAUGGCAGAAAGCCUCGUGGGCUGCCGACGAUGUACGCAUUGUGUUUGGCGGUAUCCAGAGAUUUGUUCCAGAGGAUUCGAAGCAACGCCAGUCUACAGCUUCGCACCCGGACAAGCGACUGACCGUAUUUGCCGAGGCUCGAGUCUUGGUCUCAGACAAGAAGAAAUUCAGCUUGUUGAAAGGCAAUGUCGAUCACGACGUGACCUACAACCCUCGAAGCGGCCAAUUUUCAUUGCGUCUUCGUGCUGAGGUUGGACAGUCGAUCGUUGAUUCUCUUGCGAAUCGCCUCCAAGCUAUCGACAGAUUGGUCGAUUUCCUCGAAGCCAUGUCUAAGCACGGGAGGAGGCUUCAGUGCCAAAGUGUCACUCUUCGCAAGGUCGUCUUCAGUUACGGAGACCCUGCACCUGAAGACUCUCAGACUGGCAUAAUCGCAACAGGUUCUGCGAGUCGUUAUCAGGUGGUGUUGGACUUGGCGAGGGGCGAGGAGAUUAGCAUCAAGCUUCAGAAGGGGAACCCGCACCUUCGAGUGCUAGACUUGCUACGAAGAUUGGUCAACUCGCCAAUAGGAUUUGAGAGCCUACCUUUCUGGCUGUCUUUAACGCUUCCGAUGUUGCGGGGCUUGAAUCUAGUUGAAGAGUCCUGGCAAAAUGUUCAACUCAACAACCAGGGAUCUUUUACCAUCUUUCAUAGGGCACUCGAGUGGUUGACGCUACGGUUCAAUUUUCCCAGUCCCCAAGGCAAGCCACCCCGUCAAGUCUGGUUUGACGUCCGACUCAAGUCUAGGAAUGAAGAGCUCUGGUGGUUCUUGUGGCGCUCGGACAAAGAUAAAGACGCGAAGGAUGAGUUCAGCAGCGUCCUUCAGCCAAUAUGGAAUGAUAGGGGCGAGCAUUGGCGCGGGCUGAAAUCAAGUGCUGCGGCAAAGACUGCUGACGGUAUUGAGGAGCUUCUCAUAAAGGUCAGCGAGGCAUUAAAACCGUUGACCGAACUUGAUGGCAGUGAAGUCGAGACCAAACUGGAGUCGAAAGGAGGCGGCGAUGUUGUCGUGAUAGAUUAG